Messenger RNA from Phytophthora sojae, 303 nucleotides. RefSeq lists its product as hypothetical. The annotation marks the transcript as partial. The transcript has a single exon. Lineage: Eukaryota; Oomycota; Peronosporomycetes; Peronosporales; Peronosporaceae. The record is from RefSeq and is a predicted model, not a curated record.
AUGUACGGAGCAGACUUUCGGUGGAGAGCCAUCGUUCUUCAUUACGCGUACAGCAUCUCAUGCGACCAAGUUGGCCGCAUUUUCGGGGUUUCCGGGCGAACGGUGAGCCGGUGGUACUGUCAGUUCAAAGAAAAUGGCCACGUCUACCCGGGGGAGCAGCCUAAGAAGCCAAGACACAACGAGGAGUUGGUCGCUUUCGUGAGCAAGUACGUCACAGAGCACCCGUGCUUUUACAUCGAAGAGCUACAGGAAGCUCUGAAGCAGCGGUUCGGCUACAAUGUACAAGGUAUUUCGGCUACCAGC